Charadrius vociferus (killdeer) is the source of this 1884-nucleotide messenger RNA. It is a transcript of the gene ACVR2A, whose product is annotated as activin A receptor, type IIA. The transcript is spliced from 10 exons. NCBI's taxonomy places the organism in Eukaryota, Metazoa, Chordata, Aves, Charadriiformes, Charadriidae. Gene Ontology annotation, molecular function: ATP binding; activin binding; activin receptor activity. Bases 265 to 1482 code for a protein of 405 amino acids. Gene Ontology annotation, biological process: protein phosphorylation; cellular response to growth factor stimulus; activin receptor signaling pathway. Gene Ontology annotation, cellular component: plasma membrane; activin receptor complex. The record is from RefSeq and is a predicted model, not a curated record.
AUACUUGGCAGAUCAGAAACACAGGAGUGUAUCUACUACAACGCUAAUUGGGAAAAAGAUAAAACAAAUCGCAGUGGUAUUGAACCUUGUUAUGGUGAUAAAGAUAAAAGACGACACUGUUUUGCUACAUGGAAGAAUAUUUCUGGAUCAAUUGAAAUUGUGAAGCAAGGUUGCUGGCUAGAUGACAUCAAUUGCUAUGACAGGAAUGACUGCAUAGAGAAGAAAGACAGCCCUGAAGUGUUUUUCUGUUGCUGUGAAGGCAACAUGUGUAAUGAACGCUUUUUCUAUUUUCCAGAAAUGGAGGUCACGCAACCAACUUCUAAUCCCGUUACACCGAAGCCACCUCUGUUCAAUACCUUGCUUUAUUCAUUGGUGCCUAUAAUGGGAAUUGCAGUGAUUGUCCUCUUUUCGUUCUGGAUGUACAGACAUCACAAGCUAGCGUAUCCUCCAGUACUCGUUCCAACCCAAGAUCCUGGACCGCCACCGCCGUCGCCGUUGAUGGGUUUGAAGCCACUGCAGUUACUAGAGAUCAAAGCUAGGGGGAGAUUUGGAUGUGUGUGGAAAGCUCAGCUGCUAAAUGAGUAUGUUGCAGUCAAAAUAUUCCCUAUUCAGGACAAACAGUCGUGGCAGAACGAAUAUGAAAUUUACAGUUUACCUGGAAUGAAGCAUGACAAUAUCCUGCAGUUCAUUGGGGCAGAGAAGCGAGGCACUAGCAUCGAUGUGGAUCUCUGGUUAAUUACAGCAUUUCAUGAAAAGGGUUCAUUAACGGACUUUCUCAAGGCUAACGUGGUUUCUUGGAACGAGCUAUGUCACAUCGCUCAAACCAUGGCUAGAGGCUUGGCCUAUCUUCACGAGGAUAUACCAGGGCUGAAAGACGGACAUAAACCUGCCAUCUCGCAUAGGGACAUCAAAAGCAAGAAUGUGCUGCUGAAAAAUAAUCUUACAGCUUGUAUUGCUGAUUUCGGUCUAGCUUUAAAGUUUGAGGCUGGAAAGUCUGCAGGAGAUACACACGGACAGGUCGGUACACGAAGGUAUAUGGCUCCUGAGGUACUAGAAGGUGCUAUAAACUUCCAAAGGGAUGCGUUUUUGAGGAUAGAUAUGUAUGCCAUGGGCUUAGUCCUCUGGGAAUUGGCGUCACGCUGUACUGCCUCAGAUGGUCCGGUAGAUGAGUACAUGCUGCCAUUUGAAGAAGAAAUCGGCCAGCAUCCCUCCCUUGAAGACAUGCAGGAAGUUGUAGUUCACAAAAAGAAGAGACCCGUUUUACGAGAGUGUUGGCAAAAACAUUCUGGAAUGGCGAUGCUUUGUGAAACCAUAGAGGAGUGCUGGGAUCACGAUGCGGAAGCCAGGCUGUCGGCGGGGUGCGUAGAAGAGCGCAUUAUUCAGAUGCAAAAAUUAACUAACAUUAUAACGACAGAGGACAUCGUGACUGUGGUCACAAUGGUGACAAACGUUGACUUUCCUCCCAAAGAAUCCAGUCUAUGAUAGUUGCACUGGUCACGUCACUGACCGCCAGGACUCUUCACUGGAGCUGCUAACGCUGACGGGACUGCUCACGGCAUUACUGUUCUCUGUGUGAAACGAAGGGUAAGUCUCUCUGGAACGUCAUCAAGAGGUGUUUUUCCUUUAUUUCCCCCUUCCUCCUCCUCCUCCCGAACGUGGAUCCGUGAGACUUUUUGCAUUCCCUGCUUACACCUGAAGGACACGUGACUGAGAAACGAUAACGUGCUGUUAAGGAACUGAAAUGAAGAAUACGGACCUGUACCGGCUAACCAAGCGUUUUAAAAACUGACAUCAGCUUUCUUAAUACCUGUCAGAAGAGACUAAUUCCUUAAAUGAACUACUGUUAUUUUUUUUAAAUCAAACAUUUCAUUUCAGAUUUAAAAA